AUGAGUAAAUUGAUUGAUAGGAAGUAUACUCAUGGUGGAGGUGCUUUGUUUGAAGAGGAACGCCGAUUCUAUGAAGUUAAUGGCUACAUUAUAAGAAAAAACAAUGUCAGUGAUGCUUUAUUAGACGAAAUUGGUAAAAGAUUUAUUGACAUUUGCAAUGGUAAAGUUGAUGUGAGUAUGGGGAUGAGACUUGUGAAAGAUGCUUCGCUGAGGCAAAAAGGUGUAAAAGGUGUUAAUUCAGUGUCUAAGGUACAAGAUUGUCUACAUGAUGAUGUCAGUGAUCCUGCUAUAACGGAUGCUGUUACUAGUAUUAUAGGACCUAAUAUCACUGCGAUACAUUGCAUGGUUAUAAAUAAACCACCGGAUUCAAAUCCUAAUUCUUCAAUGCAUCCACUACAUCAAGAUCUUCACGCUUUUCCAUUUAGGCCCCCGGAACGAAUUGUAGUCUCAUGGACGGCAUUGGAAAAAGUUGAUAAAAACAAUGGCGGUCUUUAUGUGGUACCAGGAACACAGACUCUGGAACUGCAACCACAUGUUUAUUUUGAGGCCUUUAAAAAUACCUUCUAUUUUGGUGUAAAAGGUUUUGAUCAUUUACCAAAAGUCUAUUUGGAUAUGGAGAAGGGAGGUACAGUAUUUAUCCAUCCACUUAUUUUACAUGGCUCUGGACCUAACAUCACCAAACGGUUUAGAAAAUCAGUAUCUUGUCAUUAUGCGGAUUCCAACUGUUAUUUUAUUGAUGUGAAAGGAACGGUGCAAGAAAACAUUGGGACUGAAAUUAUGGAUAUGAUUUUAAAAUAUGGGUAUUCAUGCAGUUUUGUAGAAUACUGGAAAAGAAAAAGUCGUUUAAUAAAGGGCCCUUCUGGAAACUUUCAAAACUUUGAAAAUCGCUUAUAGAGUUUUCAUAAAAGACUAGAAAGUACUACGGUGGAAGAAAUUAUAUACUAGAUAC
Molecule: messenger RNA, 949 nt
Organism: Zophobas morio
Lineage: Eukaryota; Metazoa; Arthropoda; Insecta; Coleoptera; Tenebrionidae
Product: phytanoyl-CoA dioxygenase, peroxisomal-like
Exons: 9
Coding region: 1-894 (297 amino acids)
Biological process (GO): fatty acid alpha-oxidation
Molecular function (GO): phytanoyl-CoA dioxygenase activity
Source: RefSeq, a predicted model, not a curated record